GCAAGCAGGGGUCCACCACCCGCACCCCUCGCCGGGCUUGAGGGCCAGAGUGCGGGGCAUUGCUUGGCCCUGUGAGCAGGGGGAGCGGCCCACAGGGCCCCUCUGUGAUCUGAGGUGUGGGCAAGUCACUGCCUCUGAGCUGCGGGGGCAGCCGGCUUUGGGCAUCCAGCCAACAAGUCUGGUUUCCAUCGUGAGACUGACCUGGCUGGCAGCCCUGGGCAGAUCUGGGCAAACAGGUGAGCUGCUGAGGUUCCUCCCACCCCGAACGGACAGGCAGGAUUGGCCCUGGGGAAGGGGCUGGACCUAAGUCCUCAGCUCUGGCUCUGAGCCUGAGGUCCAAGCUGCCUUCAGCUUCUGCUGUGCUGACCGCAGCCUCCCAUCCCCGGCCUCUGUCUCCAAGCACCUGGCUUGCAGGUCCUCCCAGGAGCCAUGGAUCCUAGAGAUUUCUGGGGAAACAGCACCAAGUCCUGGCUGUGUCUGAUCCUGCUCUUUGCCGUACUUCUGGGCUUCUACAGCAACGUGUUCAGCCUGAUCCCCAGAAGACAGACAGAAGAGUCUCAAAGCAGCCCUGAGGCCCACCACGUGCAGGGGCAACGGGAGAACCUGCCUUUAAGCCAGGAUGAAAACGGCAUGGUUCUGCAGCGGAUGCUGCUGGAGAAGAAGUCCAGUGAAGGUGACGGCCACCUGGACACCUGCAGGAUACCUGAGGUACCCAGGUUGCUUUACCCCAAGGCUCAGCUGCUCAAGCCCUCGAAAGUGGAUGUGCUGGUCAUGACCCCCUGAUUUGCUCCCAUCGUCUGGGAUGGGACCUUUGACUCUGCCAUCUUGGAUGCGCAAUUCAGAGACACCACCAUUGGGCUGACCGUGUUCGCCAUCAAAAAAUACCUGGUCUUCCUGCGGCUCUUCCUGGAGACGGCGGAGAAGUACUUCAUGGUGGGGCACAAGGUCACCUACUAUGUCUUCACCGACCGGCCGGCGGACGUGCCCCAGAUCGCCCUCCAGGACGGGAGGCAGGUGGUGGUCCUCCACGUCGGCAACUACAGACGCUGGCAGGACAUCUCCAUGCACCGGAUGGAGAUGAUCAGCAACUUCUCGCGGCAGCGCUUCCUCCGCGAGGUGGACUACCUGGUGUGCCUGUACGUGGACAUGAAGUUCAGCGACCACGUGGGCGUGGAGAUCCUGGCGCCGCUCUUCGGGACCCUACACCCUGGCUUCUACGCCGCCGACCGCCAGUCCUUCACCUAUGAGCGCCGGCCCUUGUCUCGAGCCUACAUCCCGAGAGACGAGGGUGAUUUCUACUACGCGGGAGGCUUUUUUGGGUGGUCGGUCCCUGAGGUUUACCGGCUCACGACGGCCUGCCACCAGGCCAUGACGGCCGACCAGGCCCAGGGCAUCGAGGCCGUGUGGCAUGACGAGAGCCACCUGAACCGAUACCUGCUGUCACACAAGCCCAGCAAGGUGCUGUCCCCCGACUACCUGUGGGACGAGCGGAUGCUGCAGAGGCCGCCCUUACUCCGGAAGCUGCGCUACGUGGCCGUGCCCAAGAACCACGCAGAGAUUCGGAACCGAUGAGAAUGUGCUUGCCAAGAAAGUCUGUGGGCAUCAGACCACAGCGCAUGUCAGUGGUUCUACCCUCUUGAUAAGGGAUUGGCCGAAGGUUUGAUGGAACCAAUGAGAACGUACUUUCCAAGAAAGUCCGUGGGAAUCCGGCCGCAGCGUAUGUCAGUAGUUCUACCGUCUUGAUAAGGGAUUGGCCAAAGGCUUGAUGAUGCGGGUGAAGCCAUCGGCUUACUUCCUCUUCUGGAGGGAACUCCACUCGGCAGACAAAGCCGGCCCUGCAGUCUUCAUUCCCUCCUCAUCCCGCUUCCUCUUUCAAUGUGACUUGUCCUCUGAGGGCUUGACAAGGUCACCUUCCUAGGACGCUUUCUUUGGUUCUCUCUUCUUCCGGUCGUUGAAGGGAAUUUCUCCUUCCUCUAAGAAAACAACAGAAAGAACUGUGUUUUCAUAGAGCACUAAGGAUAAACCUUUGGCUGCGUCUGCCUUUCUGCCUACCUUACCCAUUGGUCUUGCCCAUUAUAAUGUGAGAUCUUGAGGGUGGAGAUCAAGAUGUCUUCAUCUUUCUGUCCAUCAGUACAUACCUCAGUGCCUGGUGCCCAGGGACUUUCAAAACCGUUUGCAUUUAAAUUUCAGGAAGGGACUUCCCUGGUACCGGUCCAGUGGUUAAGAGGCUGUCUGCCAAUGCCGCGGACACAAGCUGGAUCCCUGAUCCAGAAGCUAAGAUCCCGCGUGCUGUGGGGCCACGGCUACUGAGCUGGCGCUCUAGAGCCAACAAGAGAGGCCACCCAAAGGAGCAGCCCCGACUUGCUGCAACUAGAGAAAGACCCAAAGACCACGUGCAGCAAGGAAGAGGCUGUGUGCCGCAACGAAGACCCAGUGCAGUCAAAAAUAAAUCAAUAAAUUAGAAAAAAUAAAAUAAAUCAAUUAAAAAAUUAAAUUAAAAGUAAAUGCAUAAAUUUAAGGAA
Molecule: messenger RNA, 2522 nt
Organism: Bubalus bubalis (water buffalo)
Lineage: Eukaryota; Metazoa; Chordata; Mammalia; Artiodactyla; Bovidae
Gene: ABO
Product: ABO, alpha 1-3-N-acetylgalactosaminyltransferase and alpha 1-3-galactosyltransferase
Exons: 9
Biological process (GO): carbohydrate metabolic process
Cellular component (GO): Golgi apparatus; vesicle; membrane
Molecular function (GO): glycoprotein-fucosylgalactoside alpha-N-acetylgalactosaminyltransferase activity
Source: RefSeq, a predicted model, not a curated record